Messenger RNA from Brassica napus (rape), 1424 nucleotides. RefSeq names its product UPF0725 protein At2g20620-like. The transcript is spliced from 8 exons. The record is from RefSeq and is a predicted model, not a curated record. The coding region runs from base 97 to 1200 and encodes 367 amino acids. Lineage: Eukaryota; Viridiplantae; Streptophyta; Magnoliopsida; Brassicales; Brassicaceae.
CGAGGUCUGCUCUGCUUUCAUGAAUUAGCAUAUAAGUUAGAAUCAGCAUCUGUGGAGUCGAUUUUGGUUAGGUUGAUAGAUUCGAAAUUAGGGAGAAUGGCCGACGUGGUGAUGAGGAAAGAGGACAGCGACACAUUGAGUGUUAAGGAACUCGGUGCUUUUCUACCGCCACCGCCGCCGCCGCCGCCGCCGACCUACAAGCCGUCAGCACAAGGUUUUGUUGACUUUUAUCCACCACCAUAUCAGCCUCCCAAUGUUUGGGGACCUCCUCCCCCCGGCCCCAGCACUUGGAGUCCAGUGGUCAUAAAAUUGCCUUCUACUCCUCAAGACGAGCUGAAGCGAGAGUUACUCGAUGCUAUUCUUCUACCGGAACCCGUUGACGAAGAACCGGGCAAGCGGGCGGUAUAUUUACAGUCACCAACUCCAUCUAACAUGGAAUAUCGAAGAACCUUUUAUCAUCGGUACACUCCUUGUCCAACUUAUAGUCCCACUGCCCCUGGCGGUUACCAUUACUCUCAAUCUCAGGAUGCUAUGCACGCCAAGCCACUGCUCUUUGCUAAAAUCGGACUCCAUUGCUACAAUCUCGAAAAGGGGACACACUUUGAACGUUUGGGUCUGCCUCGAGCUUAUGACCAGACCUUAGAGGCAAGGGAUCCAGCACGCAAUUACACUUGCAGGUUUGAAACAAAUGUUCGGCUUGCCACUGAGAAUAAAGAUUGCUUCCAUGUUAUCACAACCCGCUGCAGGCCCUUGCCCCCACCUCCUCCUUCAGGGGAAGAUGGAUUCCAAUGUGGAUUUGACACACUCUCCGUGGAUGAGCUUUUCAAUGGCAACAUGCCCGAUUGGUUGCCUGAUGACUAUGCCACUAGUACGCUGCUGCUGCUGCAAUACUACGAGAUGAAAGAAUCAGAGGUGGAACAAGCCAAAGAAUGGCUUCAUCUUUACGCUGAACUAGCCUUGUACACCAAGAAGCAGACGGACCCGUUCAUGUUUGAGCGUUCAAAGCCCCUGGAGCUCGGAAAGGUUGUUGUGCAAACUAGAGGAGUUGUCGACUCUCUGAAAGAGGUUGAGCUGUUGGAUAAUGCAGUCUUUUUCAUAACAUUCAAAACAAGUUGCGGUCGUGUCUGGAAAGGUAUCAUCAGGAGGACAAGGGAUGGGAUUCCAGAGCAUCUAUCCCUUGAAGCCAAGUGCUUCAUGUGAUGUGAAGAGUCUCUGAGGUUGACUAUGAGCGAGAGAGAGAGUAAUUUAAAAAAAAAACGGUCUGUAGCUCUCUCUACGCUAUCAAUUAUCUUUUAAGUUGAUUGUGCAAUCGUAAUGUUUGUCUUUUAAACUGAGUCUCUGAGGUUGAUUAUGUGAGUAAUUAAAAAUGGUCCGAGUAAACGUUUGUAGUUCUUCUAUCUAUGCUAGCAACUAUCUCUUUUUAA